AUGAUCCUUAGCAAUGGUCGUCCCGCGUCAAGCGAGAACCCAAACCUUUCCCUCGAUGGCCCCGGCCCUGAACAGAUCUCCCCGCCCGUGUCCAACGCCCGUCCACCGCCCGCUGCGCCAAUACACACAAGGGAUGUAUCAAGAGGAAGACCCCAGCAGUCCGUGACACAGACAUACGGCGGCGCCAACUACGCGCCAUCAUCACGCACGGGCUCGGUGCAGCCACUUGGAACAGACGGCGCUGUUAGCUCAAGAGGUGGUUCCUCGGUUGACACAGGUCUGCAAAGGCGAACGUCGAACAAUUAUGGCCACCACCGACAAACCUCUGUGAUACACGGGCUUCAGCAUUCAAGAAAUCCGAGCUUCAACUCGCCCACCACGGGCAGUCCUCUGUCGCCCGAAUCCUUGCUCAGCGCCCCCAACAAUGCGAGAUAUCCGAAUCAAACUCGACGAGGCCAGUAUUCUGCAGGUGAAAUCUCCUCCAAUUUCACCAGUCCCGUGUCGGCAUUUCAGGGACAUGCACAAGGCCAUUCCAUUGACUCAAUGAUAGACGGACCUGUCACACCACAAGAGCCUACUACUUCGCAGCCCAGGAGGCGCAAAGAGCACUCGAGAACAAGACGCGGACAUGCCUAUCAUUCAUCAAGUCUUCAUCAAGAACCACGGACACCGGGGGAAUAUGCUCUAUACCAUCUGUUCCACUGCUUCGUCUUGCGAGCUGAUCAGAGAAUCAACCACUGUCUAUCCCUGUUGGACACCGCUUCGGCGCCAGUAGAGCAGGCUUGCGGCCCAGGGGUGGAUCCGGGGUUUGACCAGUUGAUAUCGUCGCUGGGUCAUAUCUCCCGUCAGAGUCCGAAGCCUCUUGUGGACAGUUUGAUGCUCUGGCGGAAAGGAAAGGGUGAUACCGCUGCCAGCCUGAAAAAGCAGGUGUACCAACAGAGACUUCAGCAAGGCCUCGCUUCACCCGCUUCACAGCCACCCUCAUUAGGUAGGCGGCAUACGGAGCCACUUCAAGUCCCAGGAGAGCCAGAACUGUCUUCGAUCGGCCCUGAAGGUCUGCCCGAGGAUAGCCUGACACAAGAGUAUCUCUUGGCAGAUCGGAGAGCCACAAUUUCCGUCUACAUACUGUGUCGGGUGUUGAUCGCUAUUUUCGAACAAAGCAAUCUCGAAUCGAUCACCCCAGAUUUGGCCUACAAACUCGAAGACAUUGUCUUCACUCAGAUCAGGGAAGUGGAGCCGCCACAGAUACUCUCGUCCAGCAUUCGAUUGGCGAAUUGGCGAAUCUAUGGCCAGGUCUUGGGUCAUAUGAGCCGCCUCGACUUCAUCAAUGUGUCCUUUCGCUUUACGCAGCAGCUUGAUAUAUGGCAACAGGAGUUCGCAAAAAGUAAUCAAACGACAACCGCCAGGGAAUAUGAGUUUCGGCUUGAAUUGCUAUUGCUAAGCAUGCGACAUCUUCACAUAGCUGCGACUAGAGAGGCUGCGCCGACGGUAUGUGACUUCUUGAGGAAUCUCGCAAGUCUGUUCUCGGACGCACAUGGACCUCAGGUCAAGCAAGCGUACUGUCAGUUAUUUGAGCGCUUAUUGACCGUCGUAGCGAGUCAUCCGGAGUGCUUUCAGGCUGUUCCAAAGUGGAUCAACUUUAUUGAGAUCAUCAACGCCCGGCUGUCGAACAUGAUUCUCAAAGUGCGUCAUUGGGCCAUCGGUUAUCCUCUUUCAAUUGUGCUGCUUUGCGUCUCCCCGUUAGAGGCGUUUGCUACGCAAUGGCUUCCAAUGGUCAUGGGUAUGGCGAACAAAUUGAAGGACAGGGUUACGCGUGGGCCUGCUCUACAAGCCAUCUGUCAGUUGACCUGGACAUAUCUCACUCGGGUGAGUGAGCCUGCCCAAUUGAGAGUCCGCCGUUUGGACGAGGUCAUCAAGAUGGUCUUUCCGCAAGGACGAAAGACACAUAUUGGCUCAGAGCUACCUGUGUCAACUCCUUUGGUACAGCUCAUUCGGAUUCUUGGCUAUGCAGCUCAAGAUAUAUGUUUCAGGUCAAUCAUUUUCCCAAUGGUCCAUUAUGACAUGUUCCAAUCAAGCCGGACGCUCAAGAUCGAAAACAUGGAGCCGGAAAGAAUGGUGGUCGGUAUUCGAGGCUUCCUUGCGAUCAUGUCUGAUCUGGAGAGGGAUGAACAGGUGUCGCCUCCAUUUCCCAUCUUCAACAUUCAAUCGCCGGCCUUUGAUGGUCUCCCGUCAUCGCCAGAGAGCAUGAUCAAGUCCAAUGUGGACCUCAGUUCGCCGAAGAGGUCGACCUUCGAAGACGAAACUCCUUCAUCUUUACCAGUCAAUAUUGCCAAGCUCGAUGAAAAUGCUAGGCAAUACUAUUUACAAUUCUGUCAGAUCUUGGGAAAGAUUACCAUUUUAUGUGACAACACAUUUGGCGGGCAGGCCACCCUGAAUGAGAAAUUCUCUUCGACGACUAGUCUGACCCCCAAGACACCCUUGGUUGACGCCUUCACUCUGAACCGUAAUCAGGAUGGAUCCACUGCCGACCAGAGACAAUCUUACUAUGAGCUGCUGCAUGUGGCUAUUCAAGCUUUACCGCGCUGCUUUACUGAUCACAUACCCUUGAGUCCACUGAUCAACCUUCUAUGUACCGGAUCUGCUCAUGUCCAGGCAAACAUCGCGGCCUCUGCCACUCAAUCCCUCAAGGCAAUUGCACGCCAAGGGCAUGCUCAGGCCGUUGCCAUCGCCUUUCCACGGUUCAUAUUUCACUACGACACCCAGUAUUCGACGAUGUCAGACGAAGGGCGCCUGGGACCAGCGCAUAUCGAGUCCACUCUGACUCUGUACUUGGAACUGCUCCAGAUAUGGACAGAACAGCUCAAGCAAAAAACCGUGGCUAAUUCGGUGGAUGCAAGAGAGCGCGGAGGUCUGAGCUCGAACCGGGCGCUGCAGAUGGAGCUCACCAAUGUCAUUCCUCUCGUCGAUGAGAUCGAGGCUUACGGGUUGUUCUUUCUCUGUUCACAGUCACGCCGAGUCCGAGCGUUUGCCAUCAAAGUAUUGCGUCUCGUCCUCCAAUUUGACAAGGUUCUCGGUCAAGACGAGCCAUCGAGGAUCAUCAAACUCCUGGAGACCCAGUCGUCGAGAAUUCUCGACUUGCAAGAUGACGCUCUCAAUGUCGCAGAACGGAGCCGACUGCAAAAGGACAAGCGCGUUAAUUCUGAUCAGAGCACUUUGAUCGAGAUUUGUAGCUCCGAAGUGUCCUACGAUUCAACCCUGUGGUUCAAGGCGUUCCCUAAUCUCAUCAGGGUGGUCUUUGAAGCUUGUCCAAACGCGAUCGCACUUUGUCGGGGAACGAUUACCGACAGGUUGAUGCUCAUGCAAAACGACAUUGAGAGUUUCAAGGAGACCAGCACAGGAAAUCCUGCUCUCUAUGAAUUUCGCAUGCAGGGCCGCAGCUCUGCAACCUCCGCAGAGGUUCUGUUCGACCAGUGGAAACUUUAUCUCAUCAUGGCGUGUGUCACACUCAGUUCUCCAGGUGGUCAGUCACAGAGCCAGCUGGCUGACGCUGCCCACGCCCGAAAGACCUCCAAGGGAGCUACUCAGACUCAGGACAAAAUGAGCUCCGCGCGGGCUUUGUUUUCUGCCAUCAUACCCAUGCUGGGAGCUGCGCCAGACGCCAUUCGCGAUGCCGUGGUGACCGCCCUAGGCUCUAUCAAUCGUAAACUCUGUCGGACUCUUCUCGAGUCUUUGCAGUACGCUGUCAUCACGUGCAAUGACGAGGCAAAGGCAAGGAUCAACCAUCAGAGAACUCCCAGCAGCCCCCAGAGAUCCCAGAAAACUGAGCGUCUACGGACCGAGGUCACCCAUGUUUACAAGCUUACCGCAGCAUUCCUUCGUCACGAGGAUACCUUCACGGACGAAUGGAUUCUGCAUAAUCUAGUCAACUAUACUCGUGAUCUCCGCAUUUUCCUCAGCGAUACAGAUGUGCAGAAUGAUUGGCGAUUCCAAAAACUGAGAUACCACUUCUGUGGCCUCGUCGAAGAAGUGUUCGAGGGUGUGAACAGAUCCAAAACACCCAGUCGCUGGAUGCCCUUUGAAGCACGAAAGUCAGCUUUUGCCCUCAUGGAGGAUUGGUGUGGCUACUCGGCUGAACACAAUUUGUUCGACCCCAAUCACAACCAUGGAAGGGAUUUUCAAGACCGCAUGAACGCCAAUGCCGCAUCAGAGAAGGAAAAGAAUAAUCUGAGAGUGGCUGCUCUUAGUGCGAUGGCGACUCUUUGUGCUGGACCCAUCAGCAUUGUGACGGACAGUAAUGCCGUCCUAUCGUUCAAUGUGCAACGUAUGCUCUCCUGGGUCGAUGGUAUCUUCGCGACGAGCAACCACAAAAUGCACACUAUUGGCAGAAGAGCGUUGAAGAUGCUGCUGAUGAACAACCCGGACCAACUUGUACUUGCCGAGCAUGCUGUCGAACUAUGCUAUAGGACUGAGUCUUCGAUAGCCUUGGAAAGUUAUUUUGGGGUAGUCUGUGAGGUACUUAUUCAGCAACCGGACUAUCCUCUCCCUUACUGGAAAAUUCUGAGCCUUAUCGUCUUCACAUUGGGAAACGAGAACCGGGAGAUUCGGAUGAAGUCAGCUCAUCUCAUUCGGACGCUCGAUGAACGUCUGCAGAAAAGCUCGAAUCUUCAGGAAUUUGACAUCAGCAUUGCCGAUAAGACUCGUGCUGUCUACAAGUUGGCCCAGUUCGAAUACUCGAAACGACUGGCAAAGGCGAACUCAGAUAUCGCUUUCAUGAUCUUCUCCGAGUUUUCAUUGCACUACAAGUCCGCACGGAACGACCAUCAGCGAAACAUGGUAGUUGCAAUUUUGCCUUGGCUUCAGACACUGGAGCUGCAAGUUGACCCGGGGACAAACGGCCCAACUGCUGUUUCGUACAUGCUUCUGGCAAAUAUGUUCGAGAUCACGAUUUGCUCCAUCGGUGCAAUGCACAAUGAGGUCCAGGCUCUGUGGCAAGCUCUUGCAACAGGUCCCCAUGCGGGAAAUGUCCAGCUCAUCCUCGACUUCAUCAUAUAUCUUUCGCUCGAUCGACGGGAUCAAAAUUUCGUCGAAUAUGCCAAGCAAAUCGUGGUCUACCUAUCUUCUACUCCUGCAGGGUCGAGAGUGCUUGAGUUCUUCAUGUUGCAGCUUACCCCGAAGAACAUGGUUAAUGACAGAAAGCAUGCUGACGUCGUGAUGCCUGAUACCCGCCACCUACCGUAUGUUGCAGACUUGAAUUCUCUGCUUCCUAUGGGCAACAAACAGGUUGGUCUUUCGAUGGGCCAGGUGUCUCUCAUUUUCUUGGUCGAUCUGAUGGUCACUCCAGUGACCCUGGCCAAGGACGAAGCGAUCAAGCUAAUACAUACGGUACUCAUCCUAUGGGACCAUUACACUACUUCAGUUCAGGAACAAGCUCGAGAGAUGCUAGUCCAUUUAAUUCAUGAAUUAGUCACGACGAAAAUCGAACCUCAGGCCCUAGCUUCUGCAAAAUCACAAAUCGAAUCCUUGGUCGAGUCAGUGCGCACGAAUGAUCCCCGAGUAAGCUGGUCUUAUGAAAAGAACACGAGAAAGGAUGAAGAUGAUGGGGCCAGCAGAGUUCCACCGGCGAUGUCGACGCUGACUGCAGAAAUUGUUGGCAUCUUCGAUCUUGCUUUCGAAAACUUUAGCGACACUUGGGCGAAGGAGGCUUUGCAUUGGGCGUCUAUUUGCCCGGUGCGUCAUCUAGCCUGCCGGUCCUUCCAAGUCUUCCGAUGCAUAUCUGUCAGUCUUGAUGCCAGAAUGCUGGCCGACAUGCUGGCUCGAUUGUCCAAUACUAUUGCAGAUGAACAAACGGAUUAUCAGACCUUUUCCAUGGAGAUUUUGACCACGCUGAAAGUUGUCAUUGGAGCAUUGGAACCCAAGAAUCUAAUGCGGUACCAGCAAUUGUUUUGGACGACCUGUGCUUGUUUAAGUACCAUUCACGAGAGAGAGUUUUAUGAGACACUGGGUAUGCUCGAAAAGUUCAUCGAAAAGCUCGACCUCUCAGCUCCCGAAGUGACUGAAGCUUUGUUGAAAGGGCAACCUGGGAAAUGGGAAGGGGGCUUCGAAGGCGUGCAGCCCCUGCUCUACAAAGGUCUCAAGUCUGCCGAUAGCUUGGACAAGACACUUUCGGUUCUCCAUGCGCUGGCCCUCCUUCCCGAUUGUGAUCUAGUGGGGCACGAUGAUCGUCUUCUGUACAAUGUCCUGGCAAAUCUGCCACGAUUCCUGCAGAGCUUCGAAGUCGAUACCGGUGACUCUGUCUCAUUGGCGGUGGCUCAGAGACUUGGGGAAGUUGCAGCUACUGAGGGCCACGAAUCUCUAUCAGUCUGUCUAAGACGAUUCGCCAGCAAAGAAAUAACCACAAGUCGGGAAAUGCUGUCAUCUGUCAUACAAGCGUUGAGGAUGGCAUUCUUCCCAGCCCGGGAUGCCCAAAGCUUGAUCUUCUUGAUUGGCCUGCUCACGAACAAGACUCCGUGGUUCAGAGUGAAGCUUAUGGACAUUCUAUGUGAAUUAAUUCCCCUUGUCAACAUGAAAAACGUAGCCAUCACCAGUCACGGACCCGAUCUCAUUUCACCACUAUUGCGGCUACUGCAGACCGAGCAUUGUAGCCAGGCAUUGGAGGUCAUGGACUACAUUAUGGAAGUGGCGACCACGCCAAUGGAAAAGCAUCAUAUGCGUAUGAGCAUGGCAUUUGGUUCGGCAAAGGCAAUUCGGAAGGAAUAUGAACGCACCCAAAGUCUGUAUGGGAUUCCCCUGCCAUCCGGAUGGUCCAUCCCUAUGCCAGCCAUCUACUCGAGCAUGACACGCCGCAACGUGCAUGCCGUUUUCUACACAUGUGGAGACUCUGAAUCCUUGAAAGAUCAAGAGACCGCUACCCCUGAUGUCGAGUUUCAAGGCGACGACGGCUACAACGAGUCCUACUUUCCACCACAGAGCAGGGCAGAAACCAUGCGAUCAAUGGAGACGGCGGCCGAUACCAAUGUCAGCGAUCUUAUGAACACGCUGGAUAGCCUCGAUGACUUUUUUGACGAUAUUGAAGAAAGCGUACUCACGCCAACAGGUUCAAAUCAACUUGGGGGUUCGACAAUGACCAUGCCUACUUUGACAGAGCACAGCACUACUCUGUAUGAUGAGCAAACGGCUCCUAUCUUACGCCAAAGCCUUGCACGAACUUCAUCUCUGGUCAACGUGCCCGAUGGCAUCACAGAACCCGGACCCCUUCCCGGUAUGGGACACCGUAUGCAGCCAAGUUAUUCGUCGGCUAGUCACAGCGGCACAGCACAGACUUCUUUCUCUUCAAUUGAUGAGCUUGGAGGACCAGGACCUUCGCUACCAACGUCGAGCAAGAAGCCGGUCCUGCAGACAUCAAUCAGCCCGAUCGGCCACUCCAGACCUGGCUUGCACGCGAGAUCUAUCACAUCGCCGGCCAACCAGUUUCCAAUGUCUCAGCCUUCCUCGAGUGCCUUUUCACCGAUGCCUACGGGUUCAUUUAGGUCUCAGGACGAUUAUGCAGAUCAAUAUGACGAAGCUGUACUGUCAGAUGGCGAAAACAGCCCAUUUCCAUCAUUGAACGCUGGUGUAGCAGGCAUGGUGAAGGGCGUCUCCGGUUCAGGAGCUUCAGAAUAUCAGACCACGCCGACUUCUGCGACUGAGACAGCAGGCGCGUUCAGUCUACAAGGCAUGAGACGUGGUAUGCGGCGUCUCACAGGUGGAAAGAGUGAAAGUCAAAAGGAGAAGGAGAAAGCCAGAGAUGUCACCCGUCUACGCGGACAAUCGGGAGGACAGAAUCUCCUACCCGGAACCAUCCAGAGCCCGAGAGUCCCCAAAGUGCCAUUGGAAUACCUCAACGUCAGCAACGUUAGCGGCAUCAGUCCAACUGCUAGCCCAGUUCUAUGA
Messenger RNA from Exophiala xenobiotica, 7929 nucleotides. RefSeq lists its product as uncharacterized. Gene Ontology annotation, cellular component: cell cortex; site of polarized growth. Gene Ontology annotation, biological process: cell morphogenesis. The record is from RefSeq and is a predicted model, not a curated record. NCBI's taxonomy places the organism in Eukaryota, Fungi, Ascomycota, Eurotiomycetes, Chaetothyriales, Herpotrichiellaceae. Bases 1 to 7929 code for a protein of 2642 amino acids. The transcript has 3 exons.